AUGUCGAAACAGGCUGCAAGGAAUCAGGUUGUGAGGCUGCUCAUAGCUGCAGGAAAGGCAGCACCCACACCACCUGUUGGACCAGCCCUUGGUGCCCGAGGAGUCAAAUCCAUGGAUUUCUGCAAGGAGUUCAACGCUAGGACAGCACAGAUCGAACCAGGAGUACCAACUCCCACCUUAAUUACAGUCCGCCCGGAUCGUUCAUUCACUUUCAUCACGAAAUCGCCUCCAACAAGUUACUUCCUCAAAAAAACCGCCGGCAUCGAGAAAGGAGCGGGCAAACCAGGACACGAGAUUCUUGGGACCGUCAGUCUCAAACACGUUUAUGAGAUCGCAACAAUUAAGGCCAAGGAUGACCACAUGAGUCAUCUCUCGCUCGAGAAUAUUGCAAGGAUGGUUGUUGGAAGUGCUAGGUCACUUGGGCUGCAGGUCGUUCCGUGA
Messenger RNA from Marasmius oreades (fairy-ring Marasmius), 441 nucleotides. RefSeq lists its product as uncharacterized. Gene Ontology annotation, molecular function: large ribosomal subunit rRNA binding; structural constituent of ribosome. The record is from RefSeq and is a predicted model, not a curated record. The coding region runs from base 1 to 441 and encodes 146 amino acids. Gene Ontology annotation, cellular component: ribosome; mitochondrial large ribosomal subunit. Lineage: Eukaryota; Fungi; Basidiomycota; Agaricomycetes; Agaricales; Marasmiaceae. Gene Ontology annotation, biological process: translation. The transcript has 2 exons.